Rosa chinensis is the source of this 396-nucleotide messenger RNA. Its product is annotated as putative cell wall protein. The record is from RefSeq and is a predicted model, not a curated record. Bases 1 to 396 code for a protein of 131 amino acids. NCBI's taxonomy places the organism in Eukaryota, Viridiplantae, Streptophyta, Magnoliopsida, Rosales, Rosaceae. The transcript has a single exon.
AUGGCAGCUUCAAGAUCCCAUUCUUCACUCCUGCCUCUCCUGUCCAUCUUUGUUAUCCUUCUUACAAUAACUGGCCAAGCAGUUGCAGGGCGCGAUGUCCCAAAAAACACCAACAAAGAUGAGAAGAAAGAGCCUGAGUUUUUGUUUGGCCAUGAUGGCAGUUUUCUCAUUCCAGGCAUUGGGAGGGUGUUGAAACCACACAAGUUUUUUCCUUACACUUCUCCAUACACUGCUCCACGCACUGGUGGAAGUACUGGAACAGGUGCGGCUCCACGCCCUGGUGGAAGUACUGGAACAGGUGUGUCAGCACCGCCAGGUCGUAACUAUGUUCCUGGUGGGGAUGAUACCUUUGUCCCAAACCCCGGUUUUGAGGUUCCAAACCCUGGCCACCCUUGA